Trypanosoma conorhini is the source of this 1656-nucleotide messenger RNA. RefSeq lists its product as uncharacterized. The record is from RefSeq and is a predicted model, not a curated record. Lineage: Eukaryota; Euglenozoa; Kinetoplastea; Trypanosomatida; Trypanosomatidae. The coding region runs from base 1 to 1656 and encodes 551 amino acids. The transcript has a single exon.
AUGCUGGAUAAUGAUUGGCUUCGCAGUUCUUCCUUGCCUGCUGACGGCCCACCUGUUGAUCGUGGCAGCGUGGGGCGGGAUGCCACUGCGGCGGCGAACAGUGGCUCCCCGCGGAGUGAAGGACAAGGACUUCUCGUGGGUGUCGGAAUCGGCAGCAUUGCCGCUUACUUGAUUUACGCGAUGUACCGCGCAAGUCAUAGGGGAGCACCGCAACUUUUUUGGGCCCCUUCAUCCGUGACGGCAUCGCAGUCAUCGCCAUCUUGCCACGCAGCGGCGCGUGACGGGGCAGCUGAUCUGGCCAAGACACCAACGCUGACGCUGGUGAAUUUUCCUAAACAACUCUGGGGAUGCUUUGAACGAUGCUUGCGACCGCUGAUCAAUGCGGAGGAGCUUUCCCUGCGGGCCGCAUGUGUUGUCUUUUUUCAUGAAGUGACUGAGGUCACACCCAACAACGUGGAGGCCGUAGUUCGCCAGGAGGUGGUUUCAGCCUUUAACCAGCUUAAGGGAGCUCCAUGUGCUGUCUAUCGUUCCGCCCUGGCGCUUGAUGGAGAGCCGGCCAGCCCGUUUUGGGGACCUGAGGAGGCGGUAACGGCGUCGCGAGGACGUGCCUUUCUUGAACGCCAUUGCAUUGGGUACACCGUCGAUGGUGGUCGAGUGGAAGUCCUCUUCCACGAUACAAAGGGAAUGGUGGGAGCUGUCGCCAAUUGUGCCGCGGCAAUGCAAACUGACCGCCACCUGGAUGACGUGGAUGAUGCGCUGCGACGUUGUUUCUGCGCGACCACACGGACCUUUUCUCCAGGUAAAGAAGAGGGAUGGGACGCCGUCGGGGCCUUUUCCUCCUCUGGGCCCGGAAAAUGCAUUGACGGUCCGUACGCUCGCUCCUUCGGGGCGCUGUGGCUGAGUCCUGUGCCGCUCUUCGCGAUGUUUGGGGCGGCGGUGCGGUACAGUCGCGCCGAGUUUGAUGGUUGGAGACGGCUUUCUGACCCAGACGCGGGUGAUGGGUCCCCCCUCUGGCUGGUAAGACGAGUGUGGCAAUGGUGGCAGGGGAGGAAACAAUCGAAGUUGGGUGUAAGCACGGGUGAGAGUAGCAAAGGGGACACCUUCACCGUGGAGAUCGAAUUUGUCCAGGAUUCGGCAUCCACCGAGACAAAUUGCAGUGAGCUCUUUGAGGAUGCCAUGAAAAGCACACGGAGGUGUUGUGGUGAUAAGGGGACGGUAAAAAUAGUUGCUUUGCCUUCUGCGUUGGGCACCAUUUUGCGCUGCUCGUUGCGUCCUGGUCUUACUGUGUUUCAGGCGCUCUGGGAGGCAUGGAGACUGACUGCGUUAGCCUCAUGCCACAAGUGCGAAGUGCAACGAUUCCGUCUCCUCGUUGCAGUUAGUCCCCCAGCGUUGUCUAUUUCGGACGCCACGGUUGGCGGCGAACAUGCGUCGCAUCCACAAGUUCAGGUUUUUCCACUGUCACGGGAAGAGAUGGGGUCAACUUCUCCGUCUUUUUUCUCCUCCGCACAGUACUUUCGUCUGCUGAAAGACGGUCGUUGUGUGGAGGCGGCGGAGGCGUUUCGACGCAUUCAGGAGGGGGAUGUGCAUCAGCUCUGCUAUGUUGUCGCGGAAUACGUGGCGGGGGAUUUCGAGUGUGAUUCGGAAGGGCGUACAUGA